CUCCUUCCUUCGGCGUGUUGGAGCCUCAGCCUCAGUGUGUGUCUCCCUCCAUCUGCAGCAUGGCGUCUCUCAGCCUCCUGCUGCUCGCUGCCUCUCUGAUUCACACCACUCAGACUCUACCUGCAAACCGCGGUGGUGGGCGUGGCCUGGAUGUUUCGGUGAGUGCCAUCAGACGGCAGCGCAGAGACCUCCGCAACCGACUGCCAUAUGAGGACCAAAUGAUGGCAUAUCCUGCCUUGAAGGCCGGAGGCGGAGCCAAUGGCCUGUACUACCAAUCAGAAGACUGGAGAGGGCGGGGAAUCGACCAGGCUCUGCAGCAGUUGGUGGACAGAGACCAGAGGAGGGAGCAGGAAGAGGAGCAACGAGCAGCUUACCUGGCUGCUCUGCUCCGCCUCCUGAGCGAAGCAGAGAGCGCGGGAUUGGUCGGCCCAAGAGACGUGGAGGUGGUGGAGGAGGAGGAGGAGGAUGAAGACGAUGAUCAGGGACCACCGGGCGACUUUCAGAGCUUCAACGUUGAAGACUAUGAUGAGACAGGACGGGGUAUGAGCAUGGGGAGGCCUAGCGCCCCCUGGUGGGACCUGGUGGAACCACAACUGGCUCAGGCAGUGCUGGACAGGAUGGAUCCCCGGCUGGUCCAGAGUCUGCUGCAGAGAGCCGGAGAGUCUGGGAGAAGACAAGCAGUACCGAGCAGAGACCAGGACUCCCUCAGUCGGAUGGUUGCUAAGAUGCUAUCCAGCAUCAGCCCAAAUGAGGCCCAGGCGAUGAUGUCAUCAGGCCGCAGAGCAAAGAGAGACCUGACCCAAAAAGCAGAAGAACCCAUUGGCUCCGCCCACAGAAGAACCCGCCGCUCCUUGGACAGCAUGGCCCCUCAGUCGCCUAGCAACGAGCCACCGCUCCUCAGAGUAAAGAGGCUGGAGGAUGAAGAUGAAGAGGAAGAAAAGCUCCGCCUGCACGCAACCGGGCUGCAAAGAAUGAAACGCAUUGAUACCAUGGCGACCACCAACCCAGAAGAAGGGAGUCGUAGGCGCCGCAGAAGAGCUGUCCUGAAUUAUGAUCCCCAAAUGCUGAUGGAUCAGAUUCUGGAUUACCUGAGGGAGUAAGGGGAGGAGGAUGAGGAGGAGGAAGAUAACUGGAAUUGUGUCUCUCAUUUUUAUUGUUCAUAUUGUUUCUUUGGUUUUGCUGCUUGUGUAAAAUCUGACUGGAUGAAAUGUUUGUCCUGUAAAUCAGGAGGGACCAUGAAUAGGGUUGCCAACCGUCCCUUGAAAGACGGAAUCGUUCCUUAUUUAGAAAUAGAAGUACCUGUCCCAUAUUUAGUGGAAAAGGAACCAAAUUUGUCCCAUUUUACAGUGAGAGUAAAAAAAUAGUCAGUAAAAGCUAAUGGAAACAAAGAACAAGGGCACAUUAGAUACAAAACUUACGGUAAACUUGUUCCUAUCCCUGUCCUUCGCUGUGACCAAUGAGCUGACAGCAUAUGUAACGAUCCAGAAUCCCCUCAUCCCAUUGGUCCAGCCAAGUGUCACUCAUGGAGAAGAUAGCGGGAGACAUAAGAGCAAGAUGGGGGACGAACGGAGGAAUUUAAAUACUGACGCUGCUUUUUGGGGGCGGGGCACCUUCACAAAGCCAUGCUCCUCCCCCUCAAAAAAAAAGGGAUGCAGAAAUAUAUGUGAAUAAACAAUUACAAGGGUGGAAUAGGUCAGCGAUAAUGAAUAUAAAGCACAUUGCAGGGUGUCAUUUCACACACAAAGGAGGGCUAAAAAAAAAUCACCAUGCCAGGAGGGGCAAAGCUAAUCGGAUCAGCUGUCACGUACAUGACGUCCCUGUUUUUCUAUUUCAGGGAGUUGGCAACCCUAAUCAUGAAGGAUGUUUAAAUACUACAUUACCCAUGAGCCUCAGCUGGUGGUGGUGAUGCGUUCUAUUUGCCUUCAGAUGUUUGAAUCAACGAGUUUUAAUUUGGAAAAGCAAAUUAAGGUAAACAAGCAGGCUCAGGUCAGGAUCCAAAAUGGCCGCCCUGCAGAUAAAAGCAAGAUAGAUGAAUAAGCUACAGUUUGGUUUAAAGUUUUGAUAGACCGUCUCAUUGAAGCAGAUCCUCUUACAGAGCUGAUCUUCAUCGCUUCCUUUACUGUUUGAUCAAAACAAAACACAGAAUGCUAACGGUCGCUAGCAUCACAGACAUUAGCGGGACCACCUGGCUUUCCCAUUCGUAGCUGGACCGAAGUCUGUUUGGUUCUGGCUUUGCUCUGAGAUCCAAACUCUGAACGCAGCAUCAAAGCUAAUCUCUAAGCUGCUCUCACAUUGGCUGAUAUCUAGCAGCUGGGCUUGCUGGGAGUUGUAGUUGAUCAGCUGCAUCAUUACAGGUUGUGUCAUUAAAUGCAGUUUACGUCUGAUAGGACAAACGGACAUAUAGCGUUUGGAACCGUGGCGACAGCUUCUGAGCUCUGUGAUUGGCUGCUGGUUGUAGACGUUCCUGUGCCUCCAGUUUGUUGCUGUACUGACUCGUCUGUUUGUGGAAAAACUUAGAUUUUUGUGUCACAAUAAAAAAAUAAAGUCAUUAAACUCA
Molecule: messenger RNA, 2557 nt
Organism: Cyprinodon variegatus (sheepshead minnow)
Lineage: Eukaryota; Metazoa; Chordata; Actinopteri; Cyprinodontiformes; Cyprinodontidae
Gene: pcsk1nl
Exons: 5
Coding region: 60-1100 (346 amino acids)
Biological process (GO): negative regulation of endopeptidase activity
Molecular function (GO): endopeptidase inhibitor activity
Source: RefSeq, a predicted model, not a curated record